AUGGGAACAGAUCCGAUUGGUGGAGCGCUGGGUGGUGCGGGCCAAUCCUCAGCAGGAGAUUCCGCCAGCACUUCUCAUUGGCUGGGAGGCUUGGCUGGCGUAUCUGCCCCAGCCACAUCAGGAGCCACGGGAGGAGAUGGGGCAAGAGCGGGGGAGUGUGUGUUGCGUGUUGAGUUGUGUCUGAAAUCAAGGUCGCUGACUACCCCAUCUCGUGACUCCACUUCCCUCUCCUUCCACCUCUCCUCCCUCCACCUCACCGCCUUCCAGCCCACCCUCCUCGCCCUACUCGCCUUCUCCUCCUCCCUCUCCACCCCAACUCCCCCAUCCCCCUCCUCUGCCCUGCCGGGCAGCGGGGGCACCAAGAGGCAAUACUCGCAGGGCAGGGAGGGGGGGAGUGGGCUCAUAGGAACACACCCCUCUGCAGACCUCUCACUCUUCGAGAGCCCCCCUAGCUCCUUCUCCUCUGCUGCCUCCUCGCCCUUCAACUCUCCCCCACCCACUACUGACGUCCUGCUGUCGCCGGCAGUACUGGCUGCUGAUGCACCGGUCAGGAGUCCACAGAGGUUGAGGGGGCGGGUAGGAGUGGGACGGCAGGGGAUGGAGAGGCAGAGUGCACGGGCUGUUUUUGAAAAGGUGUCUGGAGAUGAUGUCACUGACGCUGCUGCUUCUGGUGGCGGUGUUGCCUCGCACGAUGGUGGCACUGCCACUCAAACAAGUUCUUCUCUGCAUCCUGCUCCCACCCACGGCCCAUCCACUCACGUUGUUCUGCAUGCUCCUGACAACUCAGGUGGGGGCGGCGCAAAACUGAUUCUGGACGGCAGAGUAACUGGACUGGUGGUCCGGCUGAUGGAGGAAAGGGACGAAGCAACACUUGAAGAACUGAAAGGAGGGGCAGAGGAGAUUCAUUUGAUGGCAGGAAGGAAGGAAGGAGAGGGAAAGGGCCAAGUGGUGGAGGUGGCAACUGCUUCGCUGAGUGAGGCACUGGUGCAGGCUGAUGUGAAGCAUGUGAUGGGCCAAUCCCUGCCUGCCACGUGGGCAUCCUGUGGACGCGUCAGUGGGUUUGAGGUAUGGGGCCCUGUGGGUGAUGGGGGCCGCUAUGUUCCUCAUCUCCCUGUAGAUCCUGCCUCUACGCCCCCACCAAGCACUCUACAACUGCAGCAAGGGCAGCAGCAGCAGCAGCAGCAGCAGCAGCAGCAGCAGCAGAAGCAGGUGAUAGUAGGCAGUGUGUGGGCACCGGGAGCACAACCCGGUGCCAUAACCUUUGCAGCCCAUGGCGCUCACAUUGGGCCAUCUGGGGAGGGUGUGACUGGGGCAGGCGCCAUGCUGCAUGUGGAUGUGGCUGUUUCUCGUGUGCUGCUCGUGGUCUCACAGCCGUUCACACACAGGCUUGUGGAGCAUGUCGCUCGCUACCUCCCUGCUCCCUCCCUCACUGCUACUGCAACCCACGGUGUUCCUAGGGAAAGUGGGCAGGCCGCAUCAGUGUCACCCCUUGCACAGUGUAGUCUUGAAAGGGGGCAGCAGGAGCAGCAGUCACAGCACGCAAGUUUCACUACUGCUACUGCCACUAGCCCCUCACCCUCUCCCCAUAUCGCACUCCCUGCACGCACCCCUCUCUUUAUGCCCGUCUCUUUCGAUUCCCCGUCUCCAUCCAGCCACCACACAGGAAAGCCCAGAGCAGCCCGCACUGCCAUUGCUUCCCCUGCCACCACCCGUCUCUCCCCCUCCCCCUUACGAGGGGGGAUUGCUGUUCGGGGGGUUGGGGGAGUGAAGCAGCUGAAAAGUGGAGGGUCAGGGGGAUGGGCGGGUGGGGAGGGGCGGACCAGCGGGAGCAGCCAAACCAGCCCUCUGGGGGUGAAAGGCAAGGGGAAGCGAGAGAGGGGUGAGGGGGGGAGUGUGGGGGGGCUGGGGAGUGUUGGGGGGGCGGGGAGUGGGUCUGGGGAGGGCGACAGCUGGUCAGGGGCUCAGUUUUUCAGCCCUGUGGGGGACAGUCCCCUGAGAUGGGGAGUGGUGGAGGAGGGGGGUGCGGUGGAGGGCGACGGGGAGGAGUGGGAGCAAGGGCAAGGGAGAAUGAGAGUGGAGGGGACUGUGAGAGUAGAGGGGUGUGAGAUUGCUGUCAUUCCCUUACGACAUCCUCAGAGCUUGCUCCAGCCUUCCACAGCCAGUCAGAUUCAGCCACGUGGAUCUAAUGGGAUCAAACCAGCAACAGUGUUGGGACAGUGGGUGGGCCAUCCGUGCCUGAUUAUUGAGCUGCCUCUCAUCACUGCCAUCCUCCCACGCCACGUGGCAUGCUGGGAUUGGUCCUCAUCUGGCACAAUUACAUGGCUUGAUCGGAGGGAGCAGCAUGGAACCAGUGGGGAGGAGAACAAGGUGGCAGGGUGGGUGGGAGAGAGAGUGCCUGUGGUGCAGCGAGUGGAUGUGCUGCUGCAUGUGGCACUGCCACAGGCUGCUGGGGGCGGUCAGCCCGGUUCUGCACUGCAGGGUGCAGCACGAGGAGGAGUGGGUGUGGGGUCUGAGGCGGCAUCGGGGAUGGUGGAGUCGGGAGGAGGGGAGACAGCAGCCAUGGGCAGCCCGCAUGAGUGGAUGCGAGUUAUGGUUCAACUCCCUUCCCCCACUCUCUGGGCCUUCCUCCCUGCCUGGUCUCUCCUCGCUUCCCUGCUUGCUGCUAAGGCACCUAAAGGAGGCGACACAGGAGGUGCAGAGGUGGCAGGGGGUCAGCGUGCAAGAGGCAGUAAUGGAUCAGGCGUAAGGGAGGGGCAGGGGAUUGGAAGGAGAGGUGUGAUGGGAGGUGGGGGAGCUGAGGGGCUGACAGGGAUGAUGGGUGUGAGGCUGGGUGCGGCUGGUGGUAGUGGAGGGCAUGGUGAUAUUGAGGGGCUGCUGUGCGCGUCUCUUGAGGAGGGGGCGAGUGGGGAAGCAGAGGGGGAAGGAAUUGGCGUCUUGGUUGGUGAAAUUGGCACAGGCAGUGAUGGUGGUAAUGCAGCAGCAGUAGCAGUGGCAGAAGAACCAGCAGCGCGUGUGCAUGUGAAGGUGCAUGCAGGUGUGAAGGUUGAUGGGCUCACUCUCAUACUUCCCAGUCACAGCACCUCCCAGCGCACCCAGGGUGCCUCGCAGCACACCUCUCCUCCCUCUGCUCCUCACGCCCGCCCACAUCAGGCGGCAGAGCAGCAGAGGGGUGCAGAGGAAUGGGGUAGCAACAGGGAUGGGUGCAGUGCGGUGGUGGUGCGUGUGAGGGCUGUGCACUCCCACAUGCAGGCUUCAGUGUCUGCCGAUACCAGUCUCAGCAGAGCCGCUCUCUCUGCUGGUCUGCACUCUGUGGACUUGGCCUGUGUGCGCCGCCUUGGCUUGGAGCACACUGGGGUGGGCAGUGGUGGCACUGAAAACCUGGUCACAUCCGACCCUCUUCAUCUCCCUCCUGCCUCCCUCAAUGCUGCUUCCCUACCAUCAAGCUCCAGCCCCUUCUCCCUCCGCCUUAGCUGCUUCCUGCCUCCUCCUGCAGAUUCUCCCCCACCUGGCCCUGCCCCUGCCUCUGCAUCUGCCUCCACCGCAUCCAACCCACCAUCUGUUCGCCUUCCACCUCCCCCUCCCGCCUCAAUGCGCCUGCUGCAGCUGGCAGGGCUGCAGCUGCGACUGGCAGCAGCCGCUGCUCCCUCAGGAAGCAAAACAGUGCCGGGGGUAGAGGUUCUUGAUGGUAGUGCUGGAGGAGUGGAGGGAGAGGGGGAUGGCAGCACUGUUUCUGGUCGUGGUGUUGGCGGUCGCAGCAGCACACUUGGCAUGAUCUGCCUAAAAGAUCUACUCUCUGCCUCCUUGCACUCCCUCUCCUCCCUCACCAACCCUCAAUCUGCAUCCGCUUCCAUCCUCCCUCCCCCCCUCCCAUCCUCUCCCGCCUCCCCGUCCACCGCCCUCACCUCCCUGGCUCUCACCUCCUCGCAUCCUCUCAAUCUCAACUUCACGCCAUCUCUCCUCGAGGCAGCAUGCAUCGCCGCCUCACUCUUUUCCAACCCUCAGGCUCAGCAUGUGUCAUCGCACUAUUGGGUGGAAAAUUAUACCGGCGUGACUUUGCACCUCUGGUUUACCCAAGCUGCUGCUCUGCUGGCCAAUCCGCACCUCCCUGCUCCUACUGCCACGUCAGCAGGCAGUGCCAGCGUGGCAACAGCAAGCCAUGGCGCCACAUCACCCCCAACCACGAGCCCCUCUUACCCUCUCUCCAGGACCGGCAGUGCUGUCAGCAUCGGCUGUGUUUCUCCCGUGCUCGCCUCCUCUGCUGCACCUAUGGAUGGUCGAAGGGCAGGAGGCAGGAGACACAGCAGAGGAGGGAGUGAUGCAUGGUGGAUGGUGGGUGGGGAGGGAGAAGUGGAGAGGAGGGAGAGGAGGGAGAGCGGAGGAGGAGGAAGAGGAGAGGCGGGUGAGGCAAUGGAAGAGGGCAUGGCGUGGGAGCAGCAGCUGUGUCUUGCAGCGCCUCUUGUGUUGAAGAACCUUCUGCUUGUCCCGGUUACGGUCACGCUGAUCUGCACGGACCAGCACGUUCUGCUGCCAACCACCAUCCACGUUCCUCCUGGCUCGUCUGUGGAGGUGUUUGACUUCCCCGCCCACCACACCCUGCAUGCCACGCUGCUCUCAUAUCUGCCACUCAUUCGUUUCUACCCUGUGCCGUGUUUCUCACCUCCCUGCCUCCCAUCAGGUCCCCCCGUGCCCCUGCACCUGAUCCACCUGCACCGCCCUGCCUCCGCCUCCCGCUGUCUGCACCUACUAGCCCCUUUCACCAUCGUCAACGCCACCGACCUCCCUCUCUGCCUCUCCGACGCGCACCUCCACACCUCGCCCUCCUCCCACCUCUUCCUCCCCCCGCACCCCGCCCUUCUCACAAGCGACAGCCUGGCAGCUGCCACGUCAGCGUCUCUUCCGACCGCGUUGAUGGCGAGCGGUGUGCCGCUUGUGCCAGCUGGCAGCGCAGCAGCGGGCGGUGGGGUGGGAGGGUUGGCGGCGGUGCUUCCUGGGAUGAGCCAAGGAAUGAGCGCUGCUGCUGGUGGCUCUGAUACCAGGCCAGACUCACACGUUCCUGCAGCCACAAACGUGGGAGCUGCAGUAAAGGGUACAGGAACGAGAAGCGAGGGCAGAGAAGGAGGGAGAGAGGAGAUAAGCCAGGGGGGAGGAGCAGCGCUGCAACCCCCUAUGGCCCUGUUUACUCCUGCCCCACCUGCACCUGCUCUUGAUGCUGACUCUGCUGCUUCUGGCGCCACUGCAGGGCUUCACCCCACCCAGCCAGCACUCGUGCUGCGAGUGGGGGGCACUGCUGCUGCUGCUGCUGCUGCUACAGCUGCGGGUCUAGGUGGUGCUGGGGGCAUGCGCUCUCUCAAUGCCUCUCCGCCUUCCACUGUGCCGGACUGGAGCCAUGUGACGCUCUCUGGUUGGUCGGCAGCUAUCCCAGUGGAGCCAGCAGGGGGAGUGGCAGAGCACGGCACGGACCGACACAUUCUCAUCAAGGCUGGAGGCAACGCACCCAUUCACUUCACCAAGCUGCAGCGUCGCCUCUACCUGUCACUGCGUCUGGCUGACAGCAGCUGCGAGUGGUCCGGUGCCUUCCGCCCCUCCCAGCUUGGUGACACUCAGCUCAAGCUGCGCUGCUCCUCCCCCUCCUCUUCGCCCUCCUCACCCCUCGCCCUCACUCGCAUUGUGAGGGUCGACGUGUCACUCGCCGAACCCCACCUGCCACACGCCUCUGCUGCCGCUGCGCCCACGCAUGCAGCCGCUGCUGCUGCUGCCGACGCUGCUGCCAGUGUUGCGACAAACGCCAGUGGAAGCAGCAGCAGCAGUGGUGGAAUCACUGGGGGCACUGAGGCAGAGGGGGUUGGCAGCAGUGGUGGCAGCAGCCGGGGCGGUGAGGGCAGCGCUGGCAAGUGGAGUGGGGGAGGGACGUACCUGGUGGUGAUUGGGGAGGACGACUCGGGAUUCAUGCCCUUCCGCAUUGACAACUGCUCCCGAGAGGUGCUGCGGUUCUACCAGCGCGGGUGUGAGGGGCUGGGCCACACCGACUCCCUCAAGCCCUUUGCCGCCACGCCCUACGCAUGGGACGAGCCCUGCCGCCCACACCGCCUCGUGCUUGAGAGAGAGCAGCGGCGCUUGAGAGUAUCUGUAUCAGCACAAGGACCAAUCAGGGUCCUCUCUGUGUGUGACAUCGACCUCUUUCCUCCACCCUCCUCCUUCCCCCCACUCCACCUCAAGUACUCCUCCAUGCCACGUCACGCUGAGCUGUCAUCCAGUCAGCACCACCAAUCGUGGAGUCUCUCCUCCAAAUCCCCCUCUGUCUCCCAGUCUUCCUCCUCCUCUCUUCGCGAACUACUCCUGAGUGUGCGCAUCCCCCUUAUAGCACUCUCCGUUAUAGACAAUCGCCCUCAGGAGCUGCUUCUUCUCUCCCUGCACCGCCUCUCCAUCUCCCUCUCCCGCUCCGCCCACCAACACUCCCUCUCCUUCCUCCUCUCCCACCUACAACUCGACAACCAACUCCCCAAUGCCCUCUUCCCCAUCCUCCUCGCCUCCUCCUCCCCUCCUCCUCUCUCCCUCCCUCACUCCACACCACCACCCUUCCCUUCUCCAUCACCCUCCCCGUUCUCCAUGCUCCACCCAUCCCACACCUCACCAAGCCUCGCGCUAUUACAAGCCGCUAUCCAAGCCCCCUCUCUGCUGCUCUCCUCAGUUCUCCACCACACCGCCGAACAGCAUCAAGUAUUUUCCCACACUAAUCUGCAUGCACCUGCCCAAGACAGCCUGCACGGAAAGGGGCAAGCGGCGGUGGCGGCUGAGGGGGGGGGAUUGCCGGCGGUGAUAGCAGAGGUGGUGGCGUGGUGGCAGAGAGUGGGCUCCGUGCUGUGUGUGGAGAGCAUGAGGGUCGGCCUCGCCCCUCUGUCUCUGGAGCUCGAGGAGCAUCUGCUGCUGCGACUGCUCGACUUCUCCCGCACCUGCAUCGCUGCUCUCUCCGCCCUCGGCUCCCCCUCGCCCCCACCUCCGCCCCAUACCUCCCCUCUUGCGUCCAGCAGCAAGGCUGUGGGGAGAGGCGGAGCCGGGAACGCUGGCGGGGGAAGGGGCCAGGGACGGGAGGAGGGGAGGAGGGCAGCUGGAGCACAAGCAGGGAGGGGAGCUGGAGAUAAGGGGGAGGAGGAGGAGGGACGGCAGCAGGGGCAGGAGCAGAUGCGGCGAGUGUACGUCUGGUGCAGUGGCGCAUCAGUGGCAGCAGUGGGGGUGGUGGGCGGCCAGGGCAUGAACACAUCCCCGCACAUUCCAGGCACAGCCAACAUGUACAUAGAAACCAUGGCCAUCCUCCCCAUCCACAUCACCAUCAGCUUCGCCAGUGCACCAUGGGCCGCGGAGCAGAGCAGGGGGGCAGCAGCGCAGGGGGUGCUGGGGGCACUGGGGGCGGUGGUGCAGAGGAGUGUGCUGUCGCUGGCGGACGUGCAGGGAGCGCCGCUGGGGCUGUCCGCGUGGCAGCUGGAGCACUUCUUUGGCGGCCCGGCGUCUCUGGGAGCAAGGCUUGAGCGACACUACACGCUGCAGCUGCUGCAGGCGCUCUACAAGGUGGUGGGGUCAGCGGACUUCCUGGGCAACCCAGUGGGGCUGCUCUCGUCCCUCUCCGCCAGCCUCUGGGACCUGCUCGCCUCGCCCACCCACACGCUGCUCAUGCGCCGGAACCCAGCAGGGUUCGCCAAGGGCGUGUGGGCGGGGUGGACGAGUCUUCUGCGUACCACCCUCUUUGCUCUCUCGCACUCUGCCUCGCGCAUGUCGCAUGCCGCGUCCAAGGGGAUGGCAUCGUUGGCAUGGGAUGAGGAGAACGAGGAGGUCUUGGAGCGGGCAGGCCAGGCAUGGGCCCCACACGCCUCAGACGAAGCCUCCUUCUUCGCCUCUCUCAUUCAGGGUGUGACGGGCCUCUUGGACCGUCCAAUCAGGGGAUGGGAGAGGGGCGGUCUCCCGGGGCUUGCAUCCGGCUUGACACAGGGAGUGCUGGGGGUGGUGGCACGACCAGCAGCAUCGGCACUGGCGCUGGCAGCAAAAACAGCAGAGAGCAUCCGCAACGUGGCCCGCCCUCCCGGCCCCUCCCACGCUCUGCACCCGCUGCGCCUGCCGCGGCAGCUGAGCCCUGCCCGCCCCCUCGCCCCUUACUGCCACUCCCAAGCUGCUGCCCAGGCUGCCCUGGCUGAGGCUGCAGGGGGGGCGUGGCGCGAUGAGGACGCCCUGGCUUGCUUCCAAGUGAUCCCUGCGCCACCAGCACCAGCAUUAGCAGCAGCAUUAGCACCAGUAUUGCCUGGCUCGUUAGGGGCACCAGAGGAGGCAUUCGUUAUAGUCACACCGUCACACAUGCUGCACGUGUGGAGAGUGGCAGCAGCGGGGCGGCACGGUAGGAGCCAGAGGGCCAGCCAAUGGCAGGUGGCGUGGGCGGUGCCUCUGAGGGACGUGAUUGGCUGCUGCAGCAUGCAGCCCGAUGACUCACAUGUGCAGCGUGGAAGUGAGGAGAGAGCAGAUGCGAGCGAGCAUGCAGCACGUGGGAGUGAGCAUAGGGAACAUGUGAUACAGGCAGCGGAUGCAGCAGAAGAGAGCAAGGCAUUGAUGCAGCACGCAUCAACACCACACCGUGCUGCCUACACACCUCCUGCCACUGAUGCCGCCGCCCUCCCACCUGCUCUUGCUGCGAUUCAAGCUCAGCCCAAAAUGCAGACCACGACACCGCCGCCCGCCACUGUGGACGGGGGGGGCAGUGAGGCUCACUCUGCGACUGUGGACAACAGUGAAGCCUCGACAGUUGUUGUAAUGGAGCUUCCAGCCGAAGGCACGGGGUUGGCUUCACUGCAUGGACUUACCCUCCAGCUCUCCACAGCUCAGGAAGCUCAAGAAUUUGUUCAGCUUGUGAAGGCCAUUGGUGCUAAAGGAAAGGCGGCGCAGCUCAUCAUGUCCCGAGGCCAUCUUCUCUUCCCGCAGGCGCGCCGUGCGGCCGCCGCGGCGUGCAGGGUGGACGCGCUGGUUCCCGCAGCGGCGGGAGCAGCAGCUCCGCGCGGCAGCGGGCGGCUGUUCAGCUCGUCGAGCUCCGCGCCGCCCGCGGACGGCGAGGCGCCGAAGCAGGAGCUCACGCCGGUGCAGGCGGAGUGGGCGAAGCGCGCGUCCAAGGAGAUCAAGGGCGGUGACCCGUUCGAGGAGCUCAAGACGCUCUCGCCCGAGGGAAUCUGGAUCAAGCCGGUCUACUCGUACUCCGACGUGCCCGAGGAGUCAAAGACGGAGAUGCCGGGCGUCUUCCCCUUCUCGCGCGGCCCCUAUGCCACCAUGUACACGCAGCGCCCCUGGACCAUUCGCCAAUACGCCGGCUUCAGUACGGCGGAGGAGUCGAACGCGUUCUACCGGCGGAAUCUGGCGGCGGGGCAGAAGGGGCUGUCCGUGGCCUUCGACCUCGCCACGCACCGCGGUUAUGACUCCGAUCACCCGCGCGUGGUGGGCGACGUGGGCAUGGCGGGAGUGGCAGUGGACAGCGUGGAGGACAUGAAGGUGCUCUUCAGCGGCAUCCCGCUCGACAAGAUGUCCGUCUCCAUGACCAUGAACGGCGCCGUGCUGCCGGUUAUGGCGUUUUUCAUCGUCGCCGCGCAGGAGCAAGGUGUGGAUCUAGCCAAAGUCUCUGGAACGAUUCAAAACGACAUCUUGAAGGAGUACAUGGUGCGCAACACGUACAUCUACCCGCCCGCGCCGUCCAUGCGCGUGGUGGGCGAUAUCAUGGCGUACACGUCACGCCACAUGCCCAAGUUCAACUCCAUCUCCAUCUCGGGCUACCACAUGCAGGAGGCGGGCGCUGACUGCGCCGUUGAGAUGGCAUUCACCAUAGCUGACGGGCUGGAGUACAUUCGGUGCGGCAUGGAGGCGGGCGUGGGCGUGGACGAGCUGGCUCCGCGCUUCUCCUUCUUCUGGGCCAUCGGCAUGAACUUCUACAUGGAGAUCGCCAAGAUGCGGGCAGCACGCCGCGUAUGGGCCAAGCUGGUCAAGGAGAAGUUCAACCCUAAGAACUCCAAGUCGCUCGUCCUCAGGACGCACAGCCAGACGUCCGGUUACUCACUGACCGAGCAGGACCCAUACAACAACGUGAUCCGCACCACAGUGGAGGCCAUGGCGGCAGUGCUGGGCGGCACGCAGUCCCUCCACACCAACGCCUUCGACGAGGCGCUGGCUCUGCCCUCCGAGAUGAGCGCGCGCAUCGCCCGCAACACGCAGCUCAUCCUGCAGGAGGAGACGGGCAUCACCCACGUGGCGGACCCCUGGGGCGGGUCGUACAUGAUGGAGGCGCUGACUGCGGAGCUUGAGAAAAAGGCGCUGGCGAUUAUUGAGGAGGUGGAGGCGGCGGGGGGGAUGACCAAGGCUAUCAUGUCUGGCAUGCCCAAACGCAAGAUUGAGGAGUGCUCCGCUCGCAAACAGGCGCGAGUGGACAGUGGAUUGGACGUGGUGGUGGGGGUGAACAAGUAUCGCCUCAAGGAGGAGGAGGGCGUGGAGCUCAGGCACAUUGACAACGCCGCUGUGCUCAAGAGUCAGGUCAAACGCCUGGGGGAGCUUCGUGCGUCCCGCGACAAUGAAAAGGUGAAGGCAGCACUGGCAGCGCUAACAGCAGCGGCAAAGAGCACGGAGCGCGGAGAGGGGUGCAACCUGCUGACUCUUGCAGUGGAGGCAGCGCGAGUGCGGUGCACGCUGGGGGAGAUCAGUGAUGCUCUCGAGGCAGAGUGGGGCCGCCAUGUGGCUGACUCCACCAUCUCUACUGGAGCCUACAGGGGCGAGUACGGGCGCGCUACAGGAGGCCAGGAAACCGACGAGCUAGCCGCAGUGAAAGCAGCCGUAGAAGCCUUUGAGAAGAGCACCGGGCGGCGUCCCCGUGUCCUCAUCGCCAAGAUGGGGCAGGACGGGCACGACCGCGGCGCUAAGGUGGUGGCAACUGGCCUGGCAGACCUGGGAUUCGACAUCGACAUCGGGCCUCUCUUCCAAACCCCUGCAGAGGUCGCACGGCACGCCAUGGAGGCCGAUGUGCACGUGGUGGGUGUGAGCUCGCAGGCUGCUGGGCACAAGACGCUGGUGCCUCAACUGCUGGAUGAGUUGAAGGCGCAGGGGAUGGAGAGGGUGCUGGUGAUUGCGGGGGGGGUCAUUCCCCCCGAUGACUAUCAGUUCCUGUUUGACAAGGGCGUGGGGGCUAUCUUUGGCCCGGGCACGCGCAUUCCCAAGUGUGCGCUGGAGAUUCUGGAGAAGAUCAAGCCGGAGUCUUAG
This is a messenger RNA of Closterium sp. Yama58-4, 11265 nucleotides long. Lineage: Eukaryota; Viridiplantae; Streptophyta; Zygnematophyceae; Desmidiales; Closteriaceae. The record is from the annotation of a GenBank genome assembly.